Messenger RNA from Neodiprion fabricii, 8304 nucleotides. It is a transcript of the gene fra, whose product is annotated as neogenin. Gene Ontology annotation, molecular function: protein binding. The transcript is spliced from 26 exons. Gene Ontology annotation, cellular component: membrane. The coding region runs from base 307 to 4737 and encodes 1476 amino acids. The record is from RefSeq and is a predicted model, not a curated record. Gene Ontology annotation, biological process: cell-cell adhesion. Lineage: Eukaryota; Metazoa; Arthropoda; Insecta; Hymenoptera; Diprionidae.
CGUCAGAUAGCCAAGAAACUCGGGAUGGUGCAGAGGAAUUAUAUCGCUGGCUAGUGAUGUUUGGUAAUCAAAAUCGUUGUUUACUACGACUAUAAAAAUGAAUCGUUACACAAACCUAACAAGCAGCAGUGUGGUGACAGAUAUCAGUGAUUUCGCGCUGAAUUAGAUAUGUGUGUGUCGAACAUAAGUCGUGCUACCUUUCAGUGAUCGGAUGAAGAAGUGUAGGUAAUUGUGGGUGGGCAGGCUGGUGAGAUCUUUUCAGGAUUAAAAUAUCGGAGAAGACCAAGCUAUACACACGUACCUUCGAUGGAGUUGAGGGUAACGCUGAUCUCGCUCGCUUUGUUGACGUUCGUCGGCCAAGCUAUCGGGAGACACGGAUUGCAGCUAUUAGUCGAACCGCAGGAUGUGGUCGUAGAACAGGGAGCCGAAGCUCGAUUGGAUUGCGUGCCGAAUCAAUCACUCGGCACCCCGACCAUACAAUGGAGGACAGAUGACGGGCAGCCUAUCUCUUUUAUAGGGGAUAGUUACAGAUCGCAGCUGGAAAAUGGAUCUUUGUAUAUAAGCAGCGUUUACGCGGGAAAUCCUGAACUCACAGGAGGCUAUCAGUGUCUCGCUUCCAUAGAUGAAGUCGGUGCCAUUGUAUCGCGGAUAGCUACUAUUAGACUUGCCAGUUUGCCAGGGUUCGAGAGAGAGCCACAAGACACUAUGGUUUAUCCGGGCCAAGUGGCUUACCUAAGUUGCGUUCUCCCGUUAUCGGCGAGUCCUUUAAAGAUACAAUGGCUCAAGGAUGAGCAUCCAUUUUCGUUGGACGAAAGCCGAAUGACCAUUUUACCGUCAGGUGCUUUAGAAAUAGAUCACGCACAACCGCAAGAUGUCGGAUCGUACAGGUGUAAUGCGAGUGGAAUUGGGCAGCAUAGACUUAGUAACAAAGCACAGCUAAAUUUAUUGACCUCUGACAUUGAUCAGGGACUUACAGCUCCUGUAUUUGUUGCAAAACCUUCGGAGCAUGUUGCUAUCGAAGGGACGACUAUUACUUUGGAAUGUGCAGCUAAUGGCAACCCAAAACCAACAAUUCUUUGGCUCAAAGAUGGGAUCGCAGUUGAUUUGGCACCGCUCGAUUCAAGGUAUCGAAAAGUAGCUGCUUCCAGUCUCAUGAUUACCGAUAUCAAAGAGAUAGAUCACGGAUCGUAUCAGUGCAGAGCAGAAAAUGUAGUCGAUGCCCUGGACGCGGUUGCCGACGUCACGGUGCAAGUUCCACCCAGAUUUAUCAAAAAACCUGAGGACCGAAUUGCAAACGAAGAUCAGGAUCUGGAAUUGGAGUGUGAAAUAUAUGGAAAGCCAGAACCCAAAGUAACGUGGUUAAAAAAUGGUGAAAAAAUUACGCCGAGCGCUUAUUGGCAACUUGUUAAUGGUUACAAUCUGCGUAUCAAUGGACUACUGCAACUCGAUGCUGGUAUUUUUCAAUGCAUCGGUGUAAAUCCUGCGGGUAGCGUUCAGGCUUCGGCAAGACUGUUCAUAAAUCAGCCGAAACCCUCAGGAAAAGUUGAAAAGCGUAAACCGUCAAAUCCUAAACACCCACCGAAGAAAAACCUCCAUCGACAGUUGUACAACAACACGUGGCAGCACCCAGACACGUUACUGGGCGAAACCUUAUCAGCUUAUACCCCAAAUUCUGAAAUAUCCAUAAGUCCUUCGGACGAUCCCGCCGACAUAUUGGGCAUUAUUAGCAAUCCUAAAUUCCCGCUGAUUCCUGAACCCAAUUUUAUAGAUGAAACCGAUACCCUGGAUUUGAUCGAAGGCAGCGCACCGUCGGCUCCAAGAGAUCUAAACGCUGUUUUAAUUUCAACGAGAUUUGUUACUCUCAGGUGGCGUGAGCCUGAGAAUAUCAAUGGAGAUAUACAGACAUAUCAUGUUUAUUAUAAACAGGAAGGAUCACCAAGGGAACGCGUUGUAAACACGUCGCAAAACAGAUUGGAAGGUGUGAUACAAGGUUUACAACCAAGCACAAAGUACCAGUUUCGUGUAGUUGCGCGUAACGAACGUGGCGUCGGCGCGUCUAGUUCCAUACUGCAUGUAACAACUCAAUCAGAGGCCGACGUUCCUGGACCUCCUUUGAAUUUGCUAGGUCAAGCGAUUAGCAGCAACAGCAUUGACCUUACUUGGGAAGAACCAUACGUAACAAAUGGACGCGUCAUUAAAUACCUCAUUACGUAUAUAGAGGGCGAAAGCGAAGGAAAAACUAACGAGACCGUUGAAACGAGGUACAGGCUUCUGAAUCUUACGCCAUUCACUGAAUACAAUUUUUGGGUUCAGGCUGUCAAUGAAAACGGACCCGGAGCUUCGACCAAUGAAAUAACAGUCCGAACUCUCAGUGCACCGCCAACGCAAUCUCCAUACAACGUUACUUUAGAGGCAGCAAAUUCUACCAGUAUAAUAAUACGCUGGGAACCGCCGUUAGAAGGAAAAAAUGGCGUUAUAACCGGCUACCAGAUUCGAUAUCGUCAGAAGGGCAGAAAGCAUUGGACACCUACAACGACGCAGGGGAAUCAGAAAAUGUAUCAAUUAAACGGACUGGAGAAGCACGUUAUUUACCAACUCAAAAUAUGCGCAUUGAAUGUCAACGGAACGGGACCAUGGAGCGAUGUAAUGGACAUCGAACCGUACGAAAGAGAUUUGGACGAAAGUAAAGUUCCAAACUCUCCGACUAAUUUGAAAACUAAGCCAAUGUCAGAUUCGAUAUUCGUUUCAUGGAGCCCGCCAAAGGACCAGAACAUCAAGGUCCGAGGUUACACUUUGGGCUGGGGAAAAGGAUUUCCGGAUAACUAUACAAAGAAAUUAGACAGUAAACAACGCUACUUUACGAUCGAAUCGUUGGAACCGUUAGCCGAGUACGUCAUUGCCCUUCGAGCCACUAAUGCAGUUGGAGAGGGAACCCCAUCUUACGCCAAUGUUCAAACGACCGCGCGUUCAGUUACCGAAUCUGUGGCACCUUUGAUUCCACCUGUUGGACUUAAGGCCGUCGUUCUUUCCGCCAGUACGAUGAUGGUUUAUUGGACAGAUAGCACGCUGUCAAAGAGCCAGUAUGUGACUGACAAGAGGUACUAUGUGGUACGUUAUACCUCUCAUCAUCACAGCAGCAAUCCAAGAUACAAAUAUUACAACUCUACUGAUCUGAACUGCAUGAUCGUUGAUCUAAAACCGAACACACAGUAUGAAUUUACCGUUAAAUUGGUCAAGGGAAAAAGAGAAUCUCCUUGGAGUAUGGUGGAGUUGAAUACAACUCAGGAAGCAGCGCCCAGUUCACCACCUCGAGAUCUCACUGUUCAAAGCGUCGAAGAUCAUGCGACAGCAGUGAUGCUUCAUUGGCUGCCACCAAAACAACCUAAUGCACCGAUUACUGGAUACAUUAUCUCGUAUACAACGGACAACACGAAAUGGGACAGGGAUUGGAGGGUCGAGGCGAUAAUCGGCGAUCAGAGUGAGAUCAUGAUAAAAACUCUUCAGCCUAGUACGACUUAUUAUUUCAAAAUUAAAGCGAGAAACGCCAGAGGAUACGGCCCGUUUUCGUCCUCUGUAGCUUUCAAAACACCUCAGAGUACUCCAACAGAUGGACGGCUUUCGAGCUUGAUGAUAUGCAUAAUAGUCGGCCUAUCCGUUGUUGUCAUAACCGGUGUCGCUGUAAUCGUUGUCGUCAUGUGUUGUCGUCGACGUCCCGAGUCCCCGGAUCAUAAAAAAGGGUACACGAAAGAUUCUAAUCAGAAAACUAACAUUAAGCCACCUGAUCUGUGGAUUCAUCACGAUCAAAUGGAGCUCAAGGCUCCUGAGAAGUCUUCUAUCAACGGCGAAGCUUGCUCAAGUGGAGUGGGCAGCAAUACUCUUCCCAGAUCUGGUAAUCAGGAUUACAAUCAAGAAAAUAUGCACAUCAAUUCAAGCUCCUUGGAUAAGCGUACUUAUGUGCCUAGUUACAUGGGUAACAACGACGAAAAAUGUUCUACCCUAACAAGACAACACAACCGAGGAAGUCAUAAACCCAAACUCAUUACCCUUCCUGUCGACACUCUUUCUCCGCAUCAGCCCAUCGCCACAGCUACUCCCAUUGUAAACAGUAGCAUAUCACAACCAGCAAUUCAUAACUCAUGCGCAGACGUACCUUCCGUGAGGCCUAAUUAUCCUCGCACCGCUGCGCAGUAUAGCUUGAGCAGAGCACACGUUACUCUGGAACCGACACCAGAGUCCAGCCCUGACUCUUGCAGCAUGCCGAGUACUUACGAACCUCUGCAAACUCAGAUUCCCUAUCCCCCGGGGAACCAGCAUUAUGGAGCAAACAGCCAGUACACGUCUGGCGUAUAUGGCUCUAGUAGCCAGCCUAACAGUACCGUUGGUGUUAUAGAAAAUGUAAAUGCGAAGCGACUUCAGGGUCAUCCAUUGAAAAGUUUCAGCGUACCAGCUCCGCCACCUCAGUCUGCGCCUUCGACCCCUGCUCAACAAAAGCACGGAGUUUCGCAAGUCACUGUGAGGCCGACGAUAUCCGGUAGCCCAUACAAAAAACCACCGAUCACAACGACACAGAUAACAAAAAACAGGUUAGCCACGGUUGUGAAUCCGACGCAUACGGCUGAAGAGGUCGAACGAUUGAAGCCGUCAUACAGCACGGAGGAAUUGAAUCAAGAAAUGGCGAAUUUAGAGGGACUGAUGAAAGAUCUGAAUGCCAUAACAGCGUCAGAAUUUGAGUGCUGAGAUAAAGAAGUGUGUUCCUACAAACACGUGCCAUCUAAAACCGAAACUGAAAUUCAAACUGAAAGAAGAAAGUUGUGAUUAACGAAGACAUACGUUAAUAGCAAUAAGGCUAUCAUCAUUCACAUUAUUGUUAUUAUUACUACUAUUAUGCACAUCACGCGAGAUUCAGCCAAUUAUCUGAUAUCGUGGAGUGAUUACCUUUUAAUAGAUAUUAUUAUUAUUAUUAUCAUUAUUGUGGCGUUGCUCGUUUUGUACUGCGUAGGUAAAUCGUACAACGUGAGACACAAACGCAAGAAGAGAAAGAGAGGAAACAGGGCAAGAAUUAUCAUUCCGACUUAAGGGAUAGCCUCUUUUGUUAUUAACUUUGUUUCAAUAAAUUCUAUAUGUAUCUACCUUUAUCCAGUCGCACUUGCCAAUUAAAAUUAGUUAGCCGAUUCGUAAUGAUUAUCAUAAAUGCAGCUCAAACCUAGAAUAAAUCCGAUAAGAUAAUUGUUACACAUGGAUAUGAGGGGGGCGGAUGGGAGAGGAUUCCAUAUGACUUUUUACAACGUUGUCACGGGAUUUGAAAUUUUUUUGGAAGUACUCUUGAAUAAUGCUAAUAUGGAUAUACUCUAAUUUCUAGGAAUUUUAAAGAUUUUUAAUACACGAACUUUUAUGUCAGUACAACAUCAAAGAAUCUUGAAAACUAAUAUUUUUGUGCAGUUGACAUAAUAUGAAAACCACGCGUUCUUGCCUUCAGCUUACAUCUUAAACUGACGAUGAAAGAAUCCCUCGACAUAUGAGAGUGAACAUUUUUCCAGUUUUUUUUAAAAACAACAUUUACUUUACGUAGGUAAUAUGUACCGGAAUAAUAUAUAUUAUGUGAUACAACAACAACAAAACAUGAGAAGAGAUGGAGAAAAACAAACCUGACUGCCAUGUUUUAGUUUAUUUUACCAUAUAUGGUUUAUUGUGAUAUCAUCAUAUAUGCAAUCUUUACCUAGUUACAGCUACUACACAGUAGAAUUUAAGAUAAUAUGGUGAUAUUGAUGGAUGAAAUUUAUUGGAAUUGAAAUUGUCUCCUUCAAUUGACUGAUAUAUUAGGAAGCUUUGGCAACUAAUAUGCUUUUCAACUCGUAAAAAGUUAUUUAUACAAGACGUGCAUUAACUACUAAAUUCUUCCUUUAAUUCGCACUUUAGAAAAGUGCGAAGUUUAACAAAAUGGUGAAAUAAUCAUUGUGACAUACCAACGAAACAUACUUAUUACAAUAUUCAACAAACCCCGUAGUUCAUCGAUUAAACCGUACCGCCCACAACAUAUCUCAGUAAGGGUUCAAUUUUGUCAAUCAAAUCAACGGAUAGGUAGUUCAGAUUUCAAUUAUUAUUGCCAAACAAUACCCUAACUCAGAUUUUUACAUGUUUACCGUAAUCAUCUCAGUCACCGUAUCGUGAUCUCAUUAAAUUAUUUUUAUAUUUUUGCAUUCUAGAAAAUGGUAACAAGUAUUGAUUCUUAGUUCAUUUGGUUAACGGUGAGUGCCAAAAGAUCUUAUUUUAAACGUAAAAACACGAAUUGAGGAAAAAGAAAGAUAGAGAGUAACUGAUUUUUGGUUGACGUUUAUUCGAAUACUUUCGUGUUAAAAAUGCAGCUUGAUAAUUAUAUCGUUCUCAUUCAUGUGUCCAUUUUCUUUUUUGUAUAUUACGAAUCAUUACAGUUUAUAGCCACUCGAAUUCAUACAUACAUACAUUUUAUAGUAUGAUCAUCAUUAACUUUGUUGAUAACAUUCUAGCUAACAAAAUGGAUUUGGGUAGUUCUUUCAAAAGUAUCAACCCUAAAACAAGAAAAUUUAUUAAUAACAAAGCUAGACACAUAUUUUCUAACUCUGUGUACAUCGGUUUAUUAUAGAGUAUUAUAUUAUAUUACGUCUAUUGUAUUCUUAUUAUAAAAAUAUUAGAAGUUACUACCGAGCCAUUGCCUCAUGAUGGAUCUACUAUUCGAAUUUACUGCCAUUGCUGAUCGUGCGUUGAAUAUAUCCAAAAUACAAUUACUGUAUAAUAUGCAGGUUUAUAUCAAUUUGACGGUAUUGCUUCACAAGAAAUAUCGGUACAGAGAAAUCUUUUUGUGAUUGCCACCCCCCACCCCCCAAAAAAAGGGGUAAUCCUUCAAAACUUACGAAUUGUUCUCGUCUCUUGACUUGUUCUGUUUUUAAUAUCGCAAGAAAAACGUAUAUGUAUUUCUUGUGUGCUAUUACGAGUUAUAAUCAAAGGAAUAAUAAUUUAUCACUUUUGCUAUAUGCUUUUAUUGUUGAACGACAAUUAUACAUACGAUAUGCAUUUUUGUAACAUUUUUACAAUAACGUAAGAUAUAUAAAUUUUAUGUACGAUUAAUGGAAAUACACGCAGAAGCUGUACAAAGGAAAACACUAGAAAAAUCACAAGGAUCAAUAGGAUUAUGAUUAGCUUAGGCACUUUUUCAAUUACACUAAUAGUAUACUAUACAUUAUAAUAUAAAUGUAUAUGAUUAAUCGUUAUUCGUAACCAAUUGUACGUUAUAGACUAAUACGUGACAUUUCUAUAGUGUAAUGUCUAAAAUUUGCCUUUAUGCUGUAUCGAGUUUUAGGUACAAAACAUUUAUAUUUCGUACAUUUCCAAUCUACUUCAUCAUUAUAAUGUAUUUAUAUCAAUGGUUAAUCAAGUAAUUAAUAAUUGAUGCGAAUUAUUUUUAAUAUUCUAAGUUGAAGUAGUUUUGAAUGAUGAUUGUGCAACUUUUGUGCAAAACUGAGAUAAUCGACUAACAUUCUACGAGCCUAUGUCGAUGGCCUAACGAUAAUACUUUACCUUAAACACAUUAAUUUAUGAUAGUUUAUACAUUUAUACAUAUAUACACGGUAUAUUCAUGUUGGAGAAAUCAUAAUCAUCAUUAUUAUUAUCCACGCAACGAUGAUGAUAGUGAUAAUGAUGGUCUCGAUGAUAAUUUUUACUAUAAACAAUUAUUUAUUUACCAUAAACUCAUCAACGGAAAAAAAAACGUUGACAAAAAGAAAUAUAUUUAAUAUGUAUUCGGUAAAGGCUGGCUGCUUUUAAUUACGUAUUAUAUAUAUAUAUAUAUAUAUAUAUAUAUAACAUUAUCAAUGUUAUUACUAUUAUUAUUAUUAUAUUAGUAUUAAUAACAUUUCACGAAGACUAACUAUAUGGUUCACAAGAAUUAAAGCGCAACUAUUUGAUGUACAUAAUUAACACACCACUUUGUAAGUAACUAGUUUUUAACAAUAGCCAUUACGAAACGUAUACAUAAACUAUUGGCGUUUUCCACACUGCUCUCGAUGCAAACGAGUGCGAUUUUCUUCAUUUUUAACUCGUAUAUGAGUGCAGCUACAAGCCAGAAAUGUCUAAGCUCGAUGCAGACAGAGUGCAGUAAGUGGAAACCGUCAUAUAUUUAUAUUUAUAUAUAUCAUAAUAAUAUGACCAUCCCCGGAAAAAAAAUCCCACAAAAAUAGAGGAAGAAAAAUGAAGAUGCAACAUUCAUAACAAGUGUGUGAUAAUAUUUAUAACAAUUUAUUACCUAAUAAACGUACGUAAUGUUCUUUUAAA